UCGCGGGGCAUUGCGAUGAAUUAUUUUGGAAUCAUAUCAGUCCUCUUUACCCCUCCAUAUCAUUGAUUCCAUUGGACUUUCCUCCCUCACCACAGCCGAAUCAAAGUCGACACUCCUAAGGCAUAAUGACCACAGAAACCACCACAAUGACUGUUUCCAAAGACACUCCCUCCCAGGGCGAGUCUGUCAACGAGAAACAAGCCUCGGCAGCAUUGCAGGCAAUUUCCCAAGGCGCCACACUCCCAGGGAUCCCAUCAUUCACAUCGAUCGACAUAAAGCGACGAUGGAUGCUCGAGCAUCUAGCAGGUGCAUUCCAUGUGUUCAGUCGAAACGGCUAUGCUGAAGGAAUGAGCGGUCACAUCUCCCUGCGCGAUCCAGAGCAUCCUGACCUAUUCUGGACCAACCCCCUCGCCGUCCACUUCGGCAUGGUCAAAGUAUCCGACCUAAUCCUGCUAAACCACGCCGGCGAAGCCGUCGCAGGAAAUACCAAACGCCCCGCCAACUCCGCCGGAUUCCAAAUCCACGGGCACCUGCACCGACGGUAUCCGCAUGUCAACGCAGCUUGCCACGCGCAUUCCGUAAACGGGAAGGCAUGGUCGACAUUCGCGCGGCCCCUCGAGAUGAUAAGCCAAGACGCGACGAUGUUCUACGGGAAUGCACAGGCCGUGUACAAGCAGUUUGGUGGCGUGGUGCUGGAUCCGGCGGAAGGCGAGCGGCUGGCCGAGGCUCUGGGGCCGGACGGGAAGCUGUUGAUUCUGCGGAAUCAUGGCCUCUUGACGGUGGGAAGAACGGUGGAUGAGGCGGCGUAUCUGUUUACGCUGGCGGAGAAGAGUUGUGGGAUUCAGUUGCAAGUCGAGGCGGCGGCGGCGAAUGGCAUUCCGAAGAUGGUGAUUGAGGAUGAGGUAGCGGAGUAUACGUUUCGGAUGACGAGUGAAGCGGAGGCGCUGUAUUGUGAGUUUCAGCCAGAGUAUGAGUAUGAGCUGGAGAGAUGCAAUGGGAAGUUCUUGGAAUGAUUUCUGGUGGAGGACUUGAUUUAACAUUUAAAACUGUUUCGAACAAUAAAAAAC
Messenger RNA from Aspergillus steynii IBT 23096, 1067 nucleotides. RefSeq names its product class II aldolase/adducin domain-containing protein. The transcript has 3 exons. NCBI's taxonomy places the organism in Eukaryota, Fungi, Ascomycota, Eurotiomycetes, Eurotiales, Aspergillaceae. Gene Ontology annotation, molecular function: actin filament binding. The record is from RefSeq and is a predicted model, not a curated record. The coding region runs from base 126 to 1013 and encodes 295 amino acids. Gene Ontology annotation, cellular component: cytoskeleton.